This is a messenger RNA of Populus nigra (black poplar), 1506 nucleotides long. Its product is annotated as GTP-binding protein At2g22870-like. The coding region runs from base 149 to 1099 and encodes 316 amino acids. Gene Ontology annotation, molecular function: GTP binding. The transcript is spliced from 5 exons. Lineage: Eukaryota; Viridiplantae; Streptophyta; Magnoliopsida; Malpighiales; Salicaceae. The record is from RefSeq and is a predicted model, not a curated record.
CUAAGCCUAGCUAAACUAUCCGCACAUCUUCUCUUCCCUGGUCUGUAGUCAGAUUUCCCUUCCGGCGGCACCCUCCUUCGUCAAAACCACAUGAGACAUAGUGGCUAAUGCUUCCACCCUUUUAAAAACUCCAAGGCAACCCAGAGAAAUGGCUCUUUCUCGGCUUCCAAAACUUCACUUCUCUAUAUUCACUCACCCCCUUCCAUCUCCAUACACCCAUAUCAACCUUCCUCUCAUAACCAAACUUCAACUCUCAACCCUUUCCAGGCUCAAAUCCACAGUCACCACAACAGAACCCAUUCCUUUCACGGAAGCCCACAAUUUGUUAGCACUCCAAGAACAAACCCAAACCCAAUUUUCACUUGACAAACUCUUUAUCCCACCAGACACUGAGGUUUCAGUCAAUGAGAAUAGUAGUGGUUUAAGUGCUAGGGUCUUAAAAGGGUCUAAUAUUGUGUUGAGUAAGUAUGCAAGGGAUGCACAGAUUGUUCAAGCUGAGUUUAUUAAAAGUAGUGUUAGAACUGAAGAUUGUCCUUCUGAUGGUUUGCCUGAGUUUGCUCUUGUUGGAAGGUCUAAUGUUGGCAAAUCUUCUCUACUUAAUUCUAUUGUUAGAAGAAAGAAACUUGCGCUUACCUCAAAAAAACCUGGGAAGACGCAGUGCAUCAAUCAUUUUAAGGUUAAUGAUAGCUGGUACUUGGUGGAUUUGCCUGGAUAUGGGUAUGCAUCUGCGCCGCAGGAACUUCGAACAGAUUGGAAUAAGUUUACCAAAGACUAUUUUCUCAAUCGCUCAACCUUGGUCUCAGUAUUCCUUCUUAUUGAUGCUAGUAUUCCUGCGAAGAAAAUUGAUCUUGAAUAUGCCAGUUGGCUGGGUCAGAAUCAGGUUCCCAUGACAUUAAUUUUCACCAAAUGCGACAAGAGGAAGAAGAAAAAAAACGGAGGGAAAAGGCCAGAAGAAAAUGUGAAUGAAUUUCAGGAGCUGAUACGUGACUUCUUUGAGACAGCACCUCCUUGGAUCAUGACCAGUGGUGUUACCAAUCAAGGUCGUGAUGAGAUGCUACUGCACAUGGCUCAGUUGCGAAACUACUGGCUCAAACACUGAGAUAAAAGAAUGCAGAAUCAAAAGCUUUUCCCUUGUCCCCUGUUCCACUGUGCUAAAUUGGUUAGCGAUCGUGCUCCGGCAAGUUCCACUGUGCUAACCAAUUCAAACAAAGAGUGAAAGAACAUAUAGAUGGGAAGAGCCGGACAGGCCAAUACAUGGAAAAUUGAGUGGUUGUUUACAUGGAAGGCUGAACGGUGUCACCUUACAAUAUAUAUCGUAUCCUUGCUACAUUGAUACGAGGGCUGUGCUGGAGUGGUUCCAAGUUCUGCUUGCUACAAAAGUAGAGAACCUAUUACUUGAUUAUAAUGCCUCAGAUUUACUCUGCUACUGGUUUAACUGAAGGACUCAAUGAGUUUUGAUGUUUAAGUUGAUUAAUUAAGUAAGGGGGUGUUUGUUUGUUCGGAAAA